UGUGACAAAACUUUGUAUCGACAUUUACUAUAAUUUACAAACAACUCGCCAUAAAAUUGAGGUUUCAAGUGUUUUUCGUCCAAAAUAUGGCUCAGAAUAUUAAUCCAGUGCAAUCUCACUCUUCAGCUCCCGUUAAAUUCAGCGAGGAAAGCAUUAAAUUAAAGGAUAGUCAUGCAGUAAGCAAAAGAUUACAGAAAGAAUUGAUGGUGCUUAUGAUGUCGUCUGAUAAAGGAAUAUCAGCAUUUCCAGAUGGCGAGAAUUUGUUUAAAUGGAUUGGAACCAUUAAAGGCCCCGCCGACACAGUAUACUCCGAUCACACAUACAAACUGUCACUUGAAUUUCCAAAUUCGUACCCUUAUUCUGCUCCUGUUGUCAAAUUCGUUACUCCUUGUUUUCAUCCAAAUGUUGAUCUUGGAGGCACUAUCUGCUUAGAUAUUUUAAAAGAAAAAUGGUCUGCUCUAUAUGAUGUCAGGACCAUUUUAAUAUCAAUUCAAUCAUUGUUAGGUGAACCUAACAAUGAUAGUCCGCUCAAUUCUCAAGCUGCGGAGUUGUGGCCUGACCAGGCGGAAUACAAGAAAUAUUUAGACGAAUAUUAUGAAAAGCAUAGAGAAUGAAUAAAAAAAAUUUUAGGUGAACGUCCCAAAUGUGUUCAGGAUAUUAAGUCAGGGAUGGAUUUCCGAAUAAUUGUUUUAUUACUUUUUAAUUUUAACCUAUUGUAAAAAUAUAUUUAUUUUAUUUUUAAAAUGUGUAAUUUGCUUUU
Molecule: messenger RNA, 760 nt
Organism: Ctenocephalides felis (cat flea)
Lineage: Eukaryota; Metazoa; Arthropoda; Insecta; Siphonaptera; Pulicidae
Gene: vih
Product: ubiquitin-conjugating enzyme E2 C
Exons: 2
Coding region: 87-614 (175 amino acids)
Source: RefSeq, a predicted model, not a curated record